Molecule: messenger RNA, 2462 nt
Organism: Zea mays
Lineage: Eukaryota; Viridiplantae; Streptophyta; Magnoliopsida; Poales; Poaceae
Exons: 1
Coding region: 440-1174 (244 amino acids)
Source: RefSeq, a predicted model, not a curated record
CUCAUUGUUGCCUCUCUGCUCAAUUUAGUGUUAUGUGUGGCUCAAAACCUUCUCGUAAAUCCAUUUUGGAGGAUGUUCCUAAUGUUAGAAACAUGAAGUUCUGUUAUUUACAAGUGAAAAUGUUUUGCAAACACCCAUGGACACUAGAGAAAUUUGAUAUUAUGAAAACGACGGGUACGGCUUCGACGAAAUAGAGGCUUAGGCGAGGGUUUCUCCGUUAUGGAAAAGCUGGGCAGGACCAACACUCUAAAAUGGACAUGACAGCUCUAUUAACAGGUAACUACGAUCUCAAACUCACGCCGUCGUAUUUCCGUUACUAUAUACGUGAGGCCUGCUCGUCGCCCCGGAGGACACCGGUUCUAGCAAUGGUGCUCGACAAUGGCGCUCCACCUCCAGCAAUGGUGCUCGUCGCCCUGGAGGACGUUGGGCGUGGACGGCAAUGGUGCUCGACACCGGUUCCAGCAGGCUAGCCGCCCUGGAGAAGAACUCUCCGCUCUUGCUGCCGUCCACGCCCAACCGAGUCUCCGCCCUGGAGAAGGAGAAUAAGGCGGUGGAGGAGGUGGAAACGGUGCACUCUUACUCGUCUGAAGCCAAGGCAUGGAGUGACAGGUCAAGCAAGUGGGGGCGAGGUGAAGAGGGCGGUGAAUGGGAGCUGUGGGGUGAAUCCGUGAUUGGAUUCAUGUGUGGCUGGGCUUUGGUCGAUGGUCUGCUGCAUUUUCUUGCCUUCAAUCUUCAGAAACAAGAGAAUGGUCUGCUGCAUUUGGGCUUUGGGCUUUGGUCGAUGAUCUGGAUGAAUGGUCUGCUGCAUUUUCUUGCCAUUUUCUUGCCCCAAUCAAAGACUUCCAUAUUGUGGUCAUUCAUCCAGAUCACAAUUCGUUCAUCCUUGUUCAGCACUGGAACCAGAAACUUGUAUCAUAUAACAUGGAUACUCAGGAACUGCAUGGUCUCUGCACUCUUGAAAAUGGCUAUGUGGUUAUUACCCCUUACAUACCCUGUUUCUUGGAGUCAUCGGUUCUUGCCACCAAACACUGAGGUUGUUGUUUCUGGGGGACUUCUCUGCAUGUUCAACAAGAGCUUGAUCAUCCAAGUGUUGGGCAAACUAGCAGUGUGGGUAAAUCUACUAGAAUUAGGUGGUGCAAAGUUGGAUUACAUGUCUUUAGGUGAUCUAGUCUGAUGAUGCUUUAAUGUCCUUUCCUAAUGCUUUGAGAAAGCUGUUUACAGGACAACAUGGAUUUACCAAGUGGAAGUGCGAGGAGACAGCAGGGAGAACUCGCGAGCACGAUCCUGAGCAGGGAGAAGGCAACGGCCAUGGGCCCAGAGAGAACUCGCGAGCACGAUCCUGAGCAGGGAGAAGGCAACGGCCAUGGGCAGAGGCAUGCGACGACGGGAGCAGACGCGGCUGGACUAAAUCCGAGCUGAAACAGGCAAGCUGAGGGGAAGAGGGGCAGGGAUGGAGCUCGGCCACCAGGGGCGCGGCCAUGGAACUGGAGGGCGCGCGGCAUGGGCGAGCACAGGGACUGGGACGCGGCACUGGAACCGAGACCGAGCAACCCCGACGAGCCGAGGGGGAGAGGAACGCGGCCAUGGACGGCCAGGAGACUGCGGCGUCGGCCAGGGAGCUGGGCAGGGCCGAGAUCCGGGCGGGGCUGGGGCGAGCUGCAGGCCGGCGACUGCCUGGGGAAAUCCAUCUGGAGCAGGUGCGCAGGGGAACAGAGGCCGAGCGCCACGGAACGGAGCUGGACCGAAGGGGGCGACCUGGGAUCCGGACGGGGAUGGAGGAGACCUGACUGACGGGUUAAUGCGGACGGCGGCUCUUGGUCGGAGGCAGCGGCGCCCGGCUAUGGAGAACGCGACGGAGAUAGAGGAGAAGGCGACCGGGAUGGAGGAGACAUAGUGAUGGAGAACGAACGGCGACGGCGCUGGGAGACGGAACCAGGUUUCAACAAGACUAAUACUGCUUUGAAUCUGUUAAUAGAGUUGUCAUGUCCAUUUUAGAGUGUUGGCUAUGCCCAACUUUUCCAUAACGGAGAAACCCUCGCCUGAGCCUCUAUUUCGUCGAAACCGCACCCGUCGUGUUUCAUAAUAUCAAAUUUCUCAUGGACACUACUAUUGUUCUUGUGCUAUGCGAAUGGUUAGUGUUACCCUCAUCAAUUCUGAACGAGGGAUGUGCAAUGUGCAAGCUGUUGGUCCACCACUCCACCUUGUGGCAUCAAGACUUUUAUGUGCUUCUCAGUUACUCUCACUGUUUUCUUAGACGGAAAACGGUAGACGGACGGUGAGGAGCUGUCUAAGGUUUAGACGUGUUUAGACGGAAUUAAACGGCCUAAACGGUAUGUUACUGUAGCAUAGUUUCAGCAGGAUAAAAAAGAUUUUUUCCUAACCUUUUUUGAAGCAAACAUGAAGCUUUUGUUGUCCUUGUCCCAAUUUGAGAUAUGUACCUGAAAAAGAAGCGAGAUUUGUUA